CAGAGACACACGCACACAAUGUGAAACCCACCCAGCCACCCCAACCCAACCACCUCAACCCGAACACCCCCCAAGGGUCAGCUCUGAUGUCAUUAACAGGCUGCACUCUUCCAAUCCUGCGCCUUUUUAGGCAGGAGCGCAGCCGAACUGGAUGUCAGGGUUGAGUGAGUGGUCUUCUUCUACUCACCCCACUGCUGCUUCAUUGUGACACAUAUGCCUCGCUGUUGCCCACUUCAGCAUUCCAUCUCUGUCCUUUGACCUGGCAAACGACUCACUCAUGACUCGUUCACGAUGACUCUUUUGUGGAGUCGCACAUUUCGGUCAAAGCUGGCAUUUUCCCCCAACAAAAGGCAGACGUCCGCCUUCUGCUGAAGAUGUUUUUAUGAACACUUUUCGUUUAUUUUCUUCAAAUCGCAAAAUCCGUUCCUACUUUUUUUAUACUUGACUUCCCACUGCCUAUUCCUCACCAUCACGUCCGCUAAGGUCGGUCCUCGCCGACAUGUGGUCGACCUUUCUGGUGACUGACGAGGAGGGCCGUGGCGUGGGACCUGCUGCCGCCGGCACUGCUGCGCCAGCAGGCGCGGCCCAAAGCAUGGGGGGCCUGGCCGGCCUCAUGAGUGGACGCAGCACGUUCGGAGGCAACAAGCGGCGCAGGACGGGACAUGUCAUGACGGAGGCCCAGGAAGGAAAGAUCAAGCUGGCCUUCUUCGUGGCCAUUGUGGGCGUGGUUUUGACGGUCCUGGGGGUGUGCACAGAGUUUUGGGUAGAGCUGGCACCUUCAAAGAGAUUCUACAACAACCAGACAUGUCCGGCGGUCCACUUGGGCCUGUGGAAGGGAUGCACCAAGACGCUGUGGGUGGCCGACAUCGACCCUGCCAGAGAGAGCUGCGGACCCGCUGAGCUGCCUGGAGAAUCCAACUGCACCUACUUCAAGUUCUUCACUACAGGGGAGAACACCGUCGUGUUCAACAAGACGACACACAAGAAUUUGAAUGUGGCGGCGGCCAUGUUGUCCCUCUUCAGCUUGGUGCUGAUGGUGAUGGGCGCCAUCUGCAUCAGCACGGCGCUAAGCAAGGAUAUCGUCUUCUUCCUCAAGCCUGCCUCCGUCUGCUUCAUCCUGUCAGGUGUCCUGGUCCUCCUGUCCCUGUUGGUCUUCCAACAGGCGGUGUGGGCGCUCCUGGCUAGCGACCACUCUAUCCCCCUCCAUCACCAGUUCUCUUGGUCCGUGUCCUGCCUGGGCUGCGCGGGGGCCAUCCUCAUCGUGGGCGGGGUGCUCUUCCUGCUCCUGGCGCUGCCUUACAGCCCCUGGCAGAGGUGCCUCCCUCACAGCAACAGCAGCAGCUAGUGGCCCGGAGGCCGUAUUGCACUUUGUGUCAGCGUGGGCUGGGGGGAGGGGCUAUGGAGGCACUUUCGGAAAGACGUUUGGCUAAAGGUGUUUACUUUACUACAAUGUAAACAUCCAAUAUGGAGUCUUAAUGCUCAGAUGGGAUCCACAGACAAUCCUGCCUCAUUUAAACGAUUCAUUCUCUCUCAACUACAAUUGUCUCCGGCCUGCAAGCUAAUAUUGUUUGGCUUGCUAUGACAGCGUUGUCC
Molecule: messenger RNA, 1593 nt
Organism: Entelurus aequoreus (snake pipefish)
Lineage: Eukaryota; Metazoa; Chordata; Actinopteri; Syngnathiformes; Syngnathidae
Product: voltage-dependent calcium channel gamma-6 subunit-like
Exons: 9
Coding region: 500-1345 (281 amino acids)
Biological process (GO): regulation of calcium ion transmembrane transport via high voltage-gated calcium channel
Cellular component (GO): membrane; L-type voltage-gated calcium channel complex
Molecular function (GO): calcium channel regulator activity
Source: RefSeq, a predicted model, not a curated record